AUGGGUACGGUAGAAUCCAAAGUUAAUCAUCGAUAUAGAACUAGCAAACAUCGUCUUUGUAGAAAUGAAAGACCCCUCGUUCACAAUUGUUAUCAUAAAAAUAAACAACUGGAGGCAACACGAAAUGUUGGAAAUAAAAAUCUGUCAAGAGGAAUUGAUGACACAUUGGUAUCACUUACAAGUUCGCCAUUGAAUCCUAGUUUGCAAGGUUCAGUAUUACAUUAUUCAUUUCCUAUGCAACGAUCUCAUUCCGAAAUUCAAAUAAUAUCAAAUGAGUUAUCAAAUCAUCACCUAGGAGGAAGUUUUGAGGGCGGUGAACAAUUCGAUCAUAUUUCUUAUGAUUAUCAAAAACAUAUGGAACGUGUUGAUGAAGAAAAUCGUCCUGUAUUAGAAGGACUUUGUCCUGAUAAAAUGUAUGUUUCAACCAAUGAUCUUCGAAUAUGUGACACUCAACGAUUACCACCACCUCUACGUUGUAAAAUGACUCAAGGCUUUUUUCGACCUAUUCCUCCAGCAGAAUUUUAUCAAAAGAAAACUACAUUAAAUCCAUCAUUUCUUUAA
Molecule: messenger RNA, 561 nt
Organism: Rotaria socialis
Lineage: Eukaryota; Metazoa; Rotifera; Eurotatoria; Philodinida; Philodinidae
Source: the annotation of a GenBank genome assembly